ACUGUGGAAGCCUCUUACACUACUAUGUUUUAUUUUGUAAGUUUUCCAUCAGGCCAAAGAGGCUAAGAAAGUUGAUGAAGCAUGUAACGUGCAUCCACUACAAUUCAUGAAGCACUCUGCUAAUAUAAGGAAGGAAGAGAAUAUAUUUCCUGGUAUAUUUUGUGAUAUGUGCAUUAAUUCAGUCCUGCCAUUAAUGAGCACAUGAUGACUUCAGUUCACUGAACUUUUGGUGAACUUUCUGUACUCUCGUCAGGGUGAGCCAGAGUCGAAACAACAAGUACGUAAAUGGCACGGCCGUGGUUGCAAAUGUUGGAUGGCGUACGCACACACUGAUCAAACCAGAGACCCUGCCAGAAAACGUUACUGGUCUUGUGGUGCUCCCCUCCUGCUUCUCUCCACUCCCCAUCUCCCUUAUUUUGGGCACCUGUGGCAGACCUGGGAAUUCCGCAUACUUUGGAUUCUUGGAGUUGUGUAAGCCAAAGAAAGGCGAAACAGUUGUAGUCAAUGCAGCUGCUGGUGCAGUUGGCAGCCUGGUGGGACAGAUUGCCAAAAUCAAAGAAUGUUGUGUGAUUGGGUAUGCUGGGAGUGAUGAUAAGGUGGAGUGGCUGAAAGAACUGGGGUUUGACCAUGCAUAUAAUUACAAGACUGUUGAUUUGGCUGCAUCGCUCAAGGAAGCUGCCCCAAAUGGUGUUGAUUGUUUCUUUGACAAUGUUGGAGGGGAGAUGACUGCUGUGAUAAUGCAGCACAUGAAUACCUUUGGUCGUAUGGCUAUCUGUGGAAGUAUCAGCGGUUAUAAUGAUGACCGUGCAAAUAUGCCUAAAGUGCCUCAGUGGACUCCUGUUGUGCUCUCCAAGCAACUUCGUAUUGAAGGCUUCAGUGUUUUGCGUUGGAUGGAUCGAUGGAAUGAAGGAGUGCAACAGAUGGCAGAAUGGGUCAAGGAGGGACGAUUGAAGUAUCGUGAGACGGUGACAGCAGGGUUUGAGAAAACCCUUGAGGCUUUUAUAGGCAUGCUCAAGGGGGAAAACACUGGGAAGGCUGUAGUGAAGACGCCGAGAUGGAAUCCCUCCGAUCCUCGGCCUUCGCACGCCACUGGGCGCGAGGAAGAUUUUCACGCCCGAAGACGAGUUUCCCGUUACGACACGGCACGGCGGAAUCACCCGACGGAGAGAAAGGAGGCCCCUGGGCCAACGGACGAAAACUUGCUCGUCGAGAACGGGGAGGAGACAGCCCCGUCUGCCUCUAUGCCAGUCUGCCUAUAUGCCAGUCUGCCAGACGGGCAGACAGGUCUGUCUGGUCACAGACAGUCGCUUCGUCUCUGCGUCUCGCUGAUGUCGGAGUCAGGACCUGCGGAAUUGCACCACCGCACUCCAUCACUUCAUACGCGGAUCUUCUACGGCGUGGAAUCUUCUCGCAGGCGAAGUCGACCCAUUCGACCCAUUCGACCCACUCGAACCACGAAAUUUAAUCUGACGGCGAGCAGCGACUGA
Messenger RNA from Darwinula stevensoni, 1487 nucleotides. Lineage: Eukaryota; Metazoa; Arthropoda; Ostracoda; Podocopida; Darwinulidae. The record is from the annotation of a GenBank genome assembly.